ACUCCGGACUCGUGGCCGUGCCGAACUUGCACAGGAGAGAGGAGGUUAUUUUUCUUUCUGGUCACCGAGGUCACUCUGUUUCCAGCGAGAUGUACGACGACUACAACAACGAGCAAUAUGACGCCUACGACGAUUACGGGCCGCCAGAAGUGCACGAUCAGUACGAGCGGCCGAGUUACCGGCAGGUGCCCGAGGUUGUUCGCAACUUCCUGGUGUUCCUGCGCAACUGCAUCAACGAGGGUAUGAUCUUCGAGAUCCAGAAUCUGUACGAAAACUCAUUCCCCAAGAUAUCGGAGCAACUGUUUGACAAGUCGCCGUGGCCGGACGCCGCGACGAUCGCCCACAUCGUCGACAACGACGCGGUGUUCCUCACCCUCUACAAGGAACUCUACUAUCGUCAUAUAUACGCGCGCAUGCAGGGUCCCACGUUGGAGCAGCGUCUCAACUCUUUCUACAAUUACUGCGAUCUCUUCAACUAUAUCUUGCAUCCCGAUACUCCGGUGCAGCUGGAACUGCCCGAUCAGUGGCUGUGGGAGCUCAUUGACGAAUUCGUCUAUCAAUUUCAGUCGUUUGCCCAGUAUCGUGCCAAUUUGUCCAACAAGACACCAGAUGAGAUCGAGAAUCUGACUGCGCACAACAAAAUCUGGGACGUUCUAUGCGUGCUGAACGUCCUGCAUUAUCUGGUCGACAAGUCGAAGAUAAAGAGCCAAUUGGAGGUAUACGCGAGCGGCGGCGAUCCGGAUUCCGUAGCCGGGGCCUUCGGCAGGCAUUCCUUGUAUAAAAUGCUCGGCUACUUUUCGCUCGUCGGUCUUCUGAGACUGCAUUCUCUGCUGGGCGAUUAUUAUCAGGCCAUCAAGGUCUUGGAAAACGUGGAGCUCUACAAGAAGAGCGCGUAUUCCCAUGUACCCGGCUGCCAGAUCUCGACGGCGUAUUACGUGGGCUUCGCAUACAUGAUGAUGCGCCGUUAUGCCGACGCGAUCAGAACCUUCUCCGGUAUCCUGCUGUACAUCCAACGUACGAAGCAGCUGUUUGCCACACGUAGCUAUCAGAACGAUCAGAUCAACAAGCAGACGGAGCAGAUGUAUCAUCUGCUCGCCAUCUGCCUGGUUCUACAUCCGCAAUGCAUAGACGAGGGUCUGCAGCAGGCUCUGCGGGACAAGAACUACCACGAGAAAAUGUACAAAAUGCAAUAUGGCGAUCUCACCGAAUUCGAGAAUUGCUUUAUAUUUGCGUGUCCCAAAUUUCUAUCGCUCACACCACCGAAUCCAGAUAAUCCCAAUGAAGAUUAUGUCCGCGAAGCCAUUAAACAUCAAACCCAAGUAUUCAUGGACGAAGUGGUGCAACAGAAGAUGUUGCCGACUAUUCGUUCAUACUUGAAACUUUAUACAACAUUGCCGUUAAGUAAAUUGGCCACAUUUAUGGGAAAUACUAGAUCCGAUAACGAAGGCUGGGAUCUCGACAAGGAAGUCAACGCAUUGACGAUCCACUUAUUGUGCUUCAAACACAAGAUGAAGAACAUUGUUUGGACGAAAGGUACAUCGGGACUAGAUGGAAAAUUUCAAUCCGGUUCAGAGUUGGAUUUUUAUAUCGAUCACGACAUGAUUCACAUCGCCGACACGAAGGUAGCGCACCGUUAUGGAGACUUUUUCAUUCGCAAGAUAUUGAAGUUUGAAGAGUUGAAUCGUAAAUUACAUCAUAUAAAGAUUUAACUCAAAGAAUUGUAUAUUAGUGUACAAUUAUUAUUAAACAUCUUGACAGUACGUUCGCAAAACAAAGGAAAUAAAAUUUUUAGAAAUAAA
Temnothorax curvispinosus is the source of this 1799-nucleotide messenger RNA. It is a transcript of the gene eIF3l, whose product is annotated as eukaryotic translation initiation factor 3 subunit L. The record is from RefSeq and is a predicted model, not a curated record. The transcript is spliced from 3 exons. NCBI's taxonomy places the organism in Eukaryota, Metazoa, Arthropoda, Insecta, Hymenoptera, Formicidae. Gene Ontology annotation, cellular component: eukaryotic translation initiation factor 3 complex; cytoplasm. The coding region runs from base 90 to 1709 and encodes 539 amino acids. Gene Ontology annotation, molecular function: protein binding; translation initiation factor activity. Gene Ontology annotation, biological process: translational initiation.